CACGGUCCAAUACUCGAUGAUGAGGAACAGACCGAUGCUCGCUGUUCCUCUUCAACCCGGAAGUUGUUUCCCGGUCAGAGUGAGACCUCCUGUCACCGGAUUGUGUGCAGAGUGGGACGUCUGUGCCGCUGCCUCCGGCUGAUCCAGUUUGACCGGGGACAUCUUGAAGCUCCUGUGUUCGGUGGACCGGCCGCUUCAUCGUGGUCCGGGUGUUUCUGUCCCUUUGAAGUCGGCCCUCAGUCGAUGAACGGUUUGAUGAAAGUUUAGAGAGGUAGCUUAGCAUUAGCUCCGAGGUCGAUGUUAGCCAGUUAGCCGCGCUGCUCCCAGUCUCUCCCAAUGGCUCUGAAGCGGAUCUCCAAGGAACUGACCGACCUGUCCAGAGACCCUCCGGCCCAGUGCUCCGCCGGGCCCUGUAAUGAAGACAUGUUCCACUGGCAGGCGACCAUCAUGGGCCCGCACGACAGUCCCUACCAAGGCGGCGUCUUCUUCCUCACCAUCCACUUCCCCACGGACUACCCUUUCAAACCCCCCAAGGUGGCGUUCACCACCAGGAUCUACCAUCCCAACAUCAACAGCAAUGGCAGCAUCUGUCUGGACAUCCUGCGUUCUCAGUGGUCACCGGCCCUGACCAUCUCCAAAGUCCUUCUGUCUAUCUGUUCACUGCUUUGUGACCCAAACCCAGAUGACCCUCUGGUUCCAGACAUUGCCCGUAUCUACAAGACUGACCUUGCCAGGUACAACAAAACGGCUCAAGAGUGGACACGGAAGUACGCUACGUGAUGUCAUCAUGGCGGAAAUGAGACUAGCCCACCUGGCCACGCCCCCGACAACAUUCCGACCCAUCGUCUUGCUACAGUGCUUUCAAACAUUUAAUCUCAUUUCCUGUGUGACACUGGAGCGAGGUGCACAGGCUUGUUUGAGGACUCAAGUGCAUGACACACACUCACACACACACACACCUACACACACCACACAGAAAAAUAAAGUCUAACUGGACCUUU
Molecule: messenger RNA, 1001 nt
Organism: Synchiropus splendidus (mandarinfish)
Lineage: Eukaryota; Metazoa; Chordata; Actinopteri; Syngnathiformes; Callionymidae
Product: ubiquitin-conjugating enzyme E2 D3-like
Exons: 7
Coding region: 337-780 (147 amino acids)
Biological process (GO): protein polyubiquitination; ubiquitin-dependent protein catabolic process
Cellular component (GO): nucleus
Molecular function (GO): ubiquitin conjugating enzyme activity
Source: RefSeq, a predicted model, not a curated record